AUGUAUUGCACAUGUGCUCCCUGCGGCGAUGCGAGCAUGGAGCUCUGCAUGGCAGCCCAAGAAGACGCUACACCGUGGGAGAUUUCACAGCAAGAAGGCUCUUUGUCAGAAAUCCAAGACGCAGAGCUCCCAGAUACAGAGACCCUUCUAGAUGGCCGGGCCCAUUUCUCUCUUCUCGGGGUCGUACGUCGAAAGCCAGCACGCAUGGACGCCGAGUCCACACGCAGCAAGUCCUGCUCAGACAAGCUUGCAUUACGGCAGGUUUCCUCCUUGCUGUCCUGUAAGACCAGUCGCCUCAUUGCUCCUACAGAAAACGCCUAUCUAGCAGGUCUGAUUCUUCCUGAGGACGAAAUAAGCCAAGUUGGCUGUGACCGCUCCUUUGGCGAGAAUGGCCGAAUGCAGGCUUUGGGUGGGCGAUAUUGGCCUAGAGGAGCAAAUUUCAAAGAAAGCACACCAGGAUAUCGAUUCCGGCCAUUCCAGGUUCUUUCGGUGCCGAGUGAAGAGGUGACAGCACUUUGGCGUUUCGCCAAGCCCAAAUCCGGGCCUCUUCCUGCAGCUUCUAUGGAGCAGCAAGGAGACCCUUCGAGCCCCGGUACAAAUGUUAAAAAGACCAGGCCAGGGAAUGUGAGCGCCAUUUGGGUAUUGGCUCCCUCGUAUCAUCACCCAUUGGUAAUGACCAUGGAUACCGGCAGCAAGUCAGUGCCAACUCUUUGCCGUUCCAAGACUGGUUUGUAUGAGACUAUCAUCAACGGUGUGAAGCAAGGAAACCGGGCAUCCUCACCUGGUGUCCGUGGAGCCUCUUCUCUAUCCCGAGCCAAGCUUUGGUCUCUAUUUCGCGAAAUUGGGCCUAUAUCCGUUCCACGCACCUAUACAACUGAUGUCUCCCCAGCCGGACCGCUAUUGGGGACUGAAGAUUCGCAUAUCAAGGCAGUUCAACAACACAUGCCAGAUAUAACCACCUACCAGGAUUUCAAAAAUCCUACCAGAUUAGAAGACCCGUUGCAAAUCCGUAUGCAGGCCAUCAGGGAUGCGAAACUGGUUCUCAAGGGAUGGAUUCCUAAUGCAGGAGAUGAAUCUUGGGGCUUGGAUGUUUUGGUUGACCCCAAAAAGCGAAAGCGUUGA
Penicillium psychrosexuale is the source of this 1122-nucleotide messenger RNA. RefSeq names its product tRNA-specific adenosine deaminase. Gene Ontology annotation, molecular function: RNA binding; tRNA-specific adenosine-37 deaminase activity. NCBI's taxonomy places the organism in Eukaryota, Fungi, Ascomycota, Eurotiomycetes, Eurotiales, Aspergillaceae. The coding region runs from base 1 to 1122 and encodes 373 amino acids. The transcript has a single exon. Gene Ontology annotation, biological process: tRNA wobble adenosine to inosine editing. The record is from RefSeq and is a predicted model, not a curated record.